This is a messenger RNA of Talaromyces amestolkiae, 1614 nucleotides long. RefSeq lists its product as uncharacterized. The record is from RefSeq and is a predicted model, not a curated record. Gene Ontology annotation, molecular function: flavin adenine dinucleotide binding; N,N-dimethylaniline monooxygenase activity; NADP binding. The transcript has 3 exons. Bases 1 to 1614 code for a protein of 537 amino acids. NCBI's taxonomy places the organism in Eukaryota, Fungi, Ascomycota, Eurotiomycetes, Eurotiales, Trichocomaceae.
AUGGCGGACGAACAACAGCAGCGGUUUGAAGGCAUCCGAUCAGUCGCGGUCAUAGGAGCUGGUAUCAGCGGUAUUAUGGCAACGAAAUAUCUACUCCAAGCCGGUCUCGAUGUGACUGUAUUUGAGCGGAAUAAAAAGCCGGGCGGCGUAUGGCUGUACGACGAGAAGAAAGCUGCUGAGCCACCUUAUAGCGCCACAAAGCCCCUCGAGACGGCUCAGGCUUUGUGUCCGUGGUACCAGGAGGCGAAUCAGCAAGACGGGAUUGUUUCAGCAGAAGAUGCACUCAGACAUGCCCCUCCGGGAGCAUGCUAUGAGGGUCUUACGAAUAACUUCUCGUUGAUUACGAUCGAAUUGAAAGACCUCCCAUGGUUAUGGGAAAUUCCAAUGACGACACCAGAAUGUCCUGAUAACGCAUGUGAAUGGACUACACACCGAAACAUUUUACAAUAUGUUCAGAACGCCGCGUCUCAUGUGGGACUAGAAGACCGGGUUCAGUAUUGCACAUUGGUCGAGAGAGUGAAGAAAGAGGGUGGCAAAUGGCAAGUGACGACAGGAACCUUAACCAGCACAGCAUCAGAGAAUACUGGGGAGGAGAUGUUCCAGAUAAGACAUCGGAAACGGGAAUUCGAUGCUAUUGUAGUAGCAUCUGGCCACUACAAUACACCACGGUUACCUUCUAUCCCGGGUCUCCUUGAAUGGCGUGAAGCAUAUCCUGACCGUGUCGAACAUUCCAAGUCAUAUAGACAUCCUCAGCAGUACGCGGGCAAGGUGAGAGUCUCAUCAUUACGUAAAAAGAAGAUUUGGCUGAUGAAUAAAAAAAAUCAAAAGAAUAUAUUACUGGUUGGAGCUGGAACUUCUUCGACAGAGAUAGCGCGUGAGCUUGGUCCUUUCGUCAAGAAAAUGUAUCAAUCCGGACGUGGUUCUCCAUUUGACCUACCGCUUGAUUUCAUCCCGGAAAAUUGCCAUCGGAUUGCUGAGAUUGAAUCAUUUGGGACCUUGCAAAACAGUAUUGAAAAUGCAACGACUACCGAAGGCCACCUACCCGGUGAGGUGACGCUCAAAGAUGGCAUGAUCUUGCAAGAUAUUGAUAUCGUGAUCGUUUGUACCGGAUACCACUUUGCUUAUCCAUUUUUGCCAGAAUUACACGCAGACGACGAAUCUGCCAAUGUGGAUGUUUCCCAGGUGCUGGUUACUAACGGAAGCUGCACGCUCAACUUACACAAGGACAUGUUCUACAUACCGGAUCCAACACUAGCCUUUGUAGGAAUCUCGCAAUUCAUCGCCACUUUCUCCUUCUUUGAGUUUCAGGCCAUGUUUAUCGCUUCAGUGUUCUCUGGUAAAGCAAGUUUGCCGAAACAGGAGGAAUUGAGGCGAAUUUAUGAAAAACGUCUGGCUGAGAAGGGUGACACGAGGUUGAUGAAUGGUAGACAGGAUGAGGAGGUAUCAUACGUGGAUGAAUUGGUGGCACAAAUCAACGUUAUUAAUCCAACAAAACCAGUUGAGGGAUUCUCGGCGAAAUGGCAUGCGGCUCGAGAUGCUGGGAAGUUACAAAAGAUUCGGGCGCGGUUUGCUAGAGAGAAAGCAGAACGAGAAGCCAAGGAGACUACAGUGUGA